AUGGACCGCCGCCCAGCUACGCGAUCUUCACUGGCAUGUAUACCGUGUCGAAAUCAGCAUCUACGAUGUGAUGCCGUAAGCCCCUCCUGUUCAAGAUGCCAAGGCCUAUCCAGACCUUGUUCAUAUCCCGAGUCGCGCCGCACGGGAAGGUCAAGGGCUCGAAAGCCGACAUCACAGAGCCCUCUCAGCGUGUCGACACCGACACAGUCUCUGCUCGAGGAUUGCGGGCUUUUGCAGACGAAUUCGAAUCCGCGAGUCUUUACCACAGUUUCAGAUUUUGGGGGCAGUCCAGGAUUCGAUACCCUUCUAAACCUGUAUUACCAACGCUUUCACUGCAGUCAUCCUUUUGUUCUUCCGAAAGCCGCCCUUAAGGAUAUUCUCACUGCUGAGACGCCCAGUGCUCAACAACUCAUUUCGGUUAUGCGAUACAUUGGUUCAUUCUACACCGAUCCACCAUCAAACCAAAACCAUCUUGUGGAUAUAAACACAGGGUCUUCUGAUGUGGUUGAUGGCUUUUCUGUCCAGGCAACUCUACUCAUGUCUCUAGCAAAGAGCAUGUGCUCUGAGCAAGCGCCAUCCGAAGAGCUUCUAACAAAGGCAAUCCAACAAGCCAAGAGCAUCGGAAUGCACGCCAAGGCUUUCGCCGAUGCUGUGGAGGCUUAUAGUCCCGUGCUUGCAGAAAGCUGGAGGCGGACGUGGUGGAUGAUAUAUGUCGUCGACUCCAACUUUUCUGUCAUCAGACGCGACCAUAGGACGACUCUCAACAGCGCCGACUACGAUGUUGGCCUUCCGUGUGAGGAUCAUGAAUAUUUUUUAAUGGAAAUACCUCGGGGUGCCCCUUCAUGGCAAGACUACUGUAACAGAGAAUUUGCUCUCGAAGACAAGAAUUUUUCUUCCUUCGCGUAUUUCAUCGACGCAAACGACAUUUUCGUUUCUUCAUUGCGAGCGUCUUACGAAUUUCAGGACAUUUCCGAAGCAGAGAUUCUUUGCGAUAAUCUCGAGGCCACAAUAGCAGGCUGGUUCCUCAUGUUGCCAGCUACCAAGCGUGGCCUCUGUAUCAAACCUGCCACUGUAGACCAGCUCAUGUUUCAGGCAUACAUGAUGAUGUACACAUCGAUAACCUACAUCCAUCGUCCACUUUCCACUCUUCGGUACAAUGUCGCCGAAGACAUUUCCAGCUGCGGCUCGCCUCCUCCGCCACUCGCUUCUGCAACGGGCAUACACAGUCCUUUAGAUGGUCGUACGCAUCUUGAGAAGUUGCUGGAAGCCAUUCAGAAACAGAAUCAGUGCCUGAUAACCCUACCUGUCGAGGCGGUUCAGAUCUCCCCGUUCACCAUCUGCAUGAUCGCGUGCUGCACUAUUGCGCACUUAGUUGCCUACAAGUCUGCACUUGGACCUCGCGAAGCUGACGUGGCCCGAUCCCGCAUACGGGUUUGUAUCGGCACUCUCAGACACUAUGAAGAAAUCUGGCCUCGAGCAAAAAAGAUCUUGCGUGAGCUCAAGUGCAUCGCUCAUACCAUUAUGGAGUCUGUUGCAAUGCCACCGUUGCCAUUGGCGGACUGUGAGAUGCUGGUUGAGCAAGAAAGUAUAACAGUUGAUUUGUUGGAAGAAGAGUGGCUGCAUGCUUUUGCGAGAGAUGAUGGCUUGUCAGUGUAA
Molecule: messenger RNA, 1656 nt
Organism: Fusarium falciforme
Lineage: Eukaryota; Fungi; Ascomycota; Sordariomycetes; Hypocreales; Nectriaceae
Product: Zn(2)-C6 fungal-type domain-containing protein
Exons: 3
Coding region: 1-1656 (551 amino acids)
Biological process (GO): DNA-templated transcription; regulation of DNA-templated transcription
Molecular function (GO): DNA binding; zinc ion binding; DNA-binding transcription factor activity, RNA polymerase II-specific
Source: RefSeq, a predicted model, not a curated record